Calypte anna (Anna's hummingbird) is the source of this 921-nucleotide messenger RNA. Its product is annotated as olfactory receptor 10C1. The transcript has a single exon. Gene Ontology annotation, biological process: G protein-coupled receptor signaling pathway. The record is from RefSeq and is a predicted model, not a curated record. Gene Ontology annotation, cellular component: membrane. NCBI's taxonomy places the organism in Eukaryota, Metazoa, Chordata, Aves, Apodiformes, Trochilidae. The annotation marks the transcript as partial. Gene Ontology annotation, molecular function: olfactory receptor activity; G protein-coupled receptor activity.
AUGAUUUCCCUGAACCUCACUGAAGUGACUGAAUUCAGACUCCUGGGCUUCUCUGAGGUCUCUCACUUGCACUCUUUGCUCUUUUUCCUCUUAUUUUCCCUUUAUAUCCUCACCUUAAUGGCCAACACAGUGAUUGCCCUGCUAAUAAAUACUGAUGCCAGCCUUCACACCCCCAUGUAUUUCUUCCUCACCCAGCUCUCCUAUUUGGAUAUCUGCUACCUCUCAGUCAUCGUCCCCAAGGUCCUGGAGAACCUGGUGGUGGGGACAACAGGCAUUUCCAAGGCAGGGUGUGCCACACAGAUGUUUUUUUUCCUUUUUUUUGGAGUGGCAGAGUGUUUCCUCCUGGCUGCCAUGUCCUUGGACCGCUACGUGGCAAUUUGCUACCCCUUGCAUUACCCCCUCUUGAUGAGCAGCAGGCUCUGCAAGGGCUUGGUGCUUGGGACUUACAGCUGUGGGACUCUUGUAGGUUUGAUCCACACCACCAUAACCUUCAGAUUGCCAUUCUGUGGCCUUGCCAUCAACCAUUUCUUCUGUGAGAUACAGCCCCUCCUGGAGCUCCUCUGUGGCAACACUUUCCCCAGGGAACUCCAAGUCAUCCUGGUGGCUCUUUUUGCCAUUGUAAGUCCCUUUUUGCUGAUUAUUUAUUCCUAUGCCUGCAUCAUCUCCACCAUCCUCAAGCUGCCAUCAGCUGAAAAGCAGCAGAAGGCAUUUUCCACUUGUUCCUCACACCUUUUAGUUGUCACCCUCUUCUAUGGCACAGCCAGCUCCAUGUAUUUACGUCCCAAAUCCAGUUACUCAGCAUCCAUGGACAAGUUGCUCUCCCUUUCCUACACCGUGGUGACUCCUUUGCUGAACCCUCUUAUUUAUAGCUUGAGGAAUGAGGAGGUGAAAGGAGCCCUGAAAAAAAGGUGGAAGAAAAUU